Messenger RNA from Girardinichthys multiradiatus, 13457 nucleotides. RefSeq names its product nesprin-1-like. The record is from RefSeq and is a predicted model, not a curated record. Bases 21 to 12911 code for a protein of 4296 amino acids. NCBI's taxonomy places the organism in Eukaryota, Metazoa, Chordata, Actinopteri, Cyprinodontiformes, Goodeidae. The transcript is spliced from 39 exons.
CAUUGUCCAAAUUGCAGAAAAUGUACUGGUUUUAUCCUAAUCCUAGCCUACAGACGCAGCAUGAAAGCCUCUGUGAGUGGCUGCAGAACAAAGAAAAACAGUCGGCGAUGCCAGAAAAUGUGAAGCUUCUCCUCAAAGAACUUCAGGAUGAGAGUGGUAGAGCUGAAGCCCUCAGCGAGCUCUUAGCAUCAAUACGCAGGCAGGGUGUAAGAGCUGAAAACAUCCUGAAGGAUGGGGACAACUUGCUACAGCGCUACCGAAACCUGGAGGCCCGGCUACAGCAGCAGGCUGCGGCCCAGAGUGUCCUGGAGGAGGAAUACAACAGGUUCAAAGCCCAGACAGAGAGCACCAGAACCUGGAUUAGUGAACUCUCACAACCACUGAUGUCACCUGACAAAGACACAGACGUGGAGGAGAUUAAGCAGAAAACACUGACUAUCCUAAGCUGCAGAUCUGAAGGAGACUCUAAAGUGAACAGUCUGCUUGGAGCAAUGGAAAAGCUGUGUGAGCAGGAGGACAUAGACGAACAGAGGAAACGUGAUGUUAGUUUGCUGGUCAGAGAGAUGGAGAGUGAGUGGAGGACUGCCCUUCAAGCUGCUGAGGAGGCUCUCAGUAAGGCAGAGACAAAAGCCCUGUUAGACAAACUGCUUGAUGCUUUCCAAACCCACACUGAAAGUUUUGGGUCCUGGAUCAAAGACCAGAGUGAGAUUCUCACUUCUCUGGGUCCACACAUGGAAGUUGAUGAAAGACUCCAGAUUGCUGAGGCUGUUCUGAGCUCCAGGCCUCAUGGGGAGUCAAGGCUGCAGGAUUUGAGGCAACAAUGGCAGAGCAUCUGUGAAAACCAGGGCUCAGACAGUAACAAGAGGACGGAGAUUUGUGAUGCCAUCAGACACGCCGAGGAGCAGUGGCAGAAUAUCAUGCAGGCUGCUAAAUUGACUGUGGAGCAAGUGGCAAGCCAAGCAGCCUCUGAGAGGGAGUUUGAGGCUUUUAAAAAUUUGGAUAAAAGCUUCCAGUCCUGGAUUAAAAAGCAGAGGCAGAAACUGUUGGGCCUGGGUGGUCACAUGCAGUUUGAGGAGCGGUGGCAGACUGUGCAGGCUGUUAUAAGUUCCAAACCUGAAGGAGAGUCCAAGCUGCUUGACCUGAAGAUGCAAACUGCGGGUCUGUGCAAGCACCUGGAGAAGAGCAGGACAACAGAGAUGGAGCAGCUAGUGGCACAUACAGAGCAGCUCUGGGGAGCAGUUCUGCAGACAGCCAGACAAGCUGAACUCCGAAGUCUUUUAGACGACUUUUACUGUCAAAGUAAAAACACUGAGUCCUGGAUACGAGAAAAACAGCAGAAGCUGCAGUCUGUGGGCUGCCACACCCCGCCUCAGGAGCGAUGCGACACAGCACAGGCAAUUUUGAGUUCAAGACCUGAUGGUGACUUUAAGGUGAACAACCUGAGGAGACGAGGUCAAACCCUGUGUGAUCACCAGGAUGCUGACGAAGGUCGGAAAGUCCAAGUUCAGCAGACAGUUAAAGAGACGGAGAAGCAGUGGAGGGACGUCCUCCAAGGUGCUCAGCAGGUUGAAGCUACAGCAGCAGCUGACAUAGCUCAGGAGAGUGAGAGGAGGAGGUUGGAGCUGAGAGAAUUGGAGACCCUUCAGCACGACACCGAUUGCUGGCUUGAGGGUCUCCAACAACAACUGGUUUCCUUGGGCAACCAAGCCAAACCUGACCACAGACUUCAUGCAGCACAGGCCAUAAUGAGCUCCAAGACUGAAGGUGAUUCCAAGCUCCAGAAGCUUAAGAGACACUGUCAGAGUUUUUGUACUCAGGAUCUUGGUGAACAGAAAAAGCAAGACAUUCAGCAAAGACUACGAGACAGUGAGGAGCAGUGGACGAAGCUGCUAAAACAUACUAAACAAGCAGUGAGUGAAGCUGAAAGGCAGCAUGCUCUGGAUCUUGAGCUAAGGAACUAUGAGGUUCUGAAAGAAAGCACCAGCAGCUGGCUAGAAAGGAGGCAGCAGGCCCUCACCUCUCUGGAUCAUGAGACUGAUCCAGAACAAGUGAUAAAAACAGUGCAGAACAUCCUGAGCCUCAAGCCUGAGGCAGACUCAAAGCUGACUGAGCUGACAAGACAAAGCCAGAAUUUGUCUGAGCAAGAAGACAUUUCGGAGCACGCACGGCGAGAGGCCCAGAAGGCAGCGCAAGACUCGGAGCAGCUUUGGGGGAUAGUCCUGCAGACUGCUGAGAACACUCUGCUGAGAGCUGAGGUCCAGUACUUGCUGUCCAGGGAGAUGGAGGCCUUCCGUAACCAUGCGGGUAGCACUAAGAAUUGGAUUGAAGACCUGCAAAAACAAGCUGAUUCUAUGCAGUGUGGUACACAGGGCAGCAAGGCUCAGCUAGAGGAAAGAAUGAACACCGCACAGGCCAUCUUGAGCUCUAAGUCAAAGGGUGAAAGUCAAGUGAUUGAGCUGAAGACUCGAGCACAGAGUCUCUGUGAACACACAGACCUGGAAGCAGAUAAGAAGGUGGAGGUUCAGCAAAUAGUCCAGGACGUAGAGACACGGUGGAGGACAGUUGUACGAGCUGCUGAAGAGACCCAGAGACAGUUGCAUGGUGUUAUGGAGCGCCUGUUGUCUUGCGAGUAUAAGCAAGACAAAGCUGAGGCCCGUCUGGCUGAGAUCCAGAAACAGACAUCCGACCUUCCACAAAUAUUCCCCUGGCCAGGCUUGGGAGAGCGAAGACAGGCUGUAGAGCAGGCCCGGACCCUCCUGGACCAGAGCACAGCCUUAGCCCCUCUACUCUCAGAUGUACGCUCACAGCGCGAAGAGCUAUAUGAAAUCACACAGGACCAAAGUUGGACUAAUCCAUCCUGGAAAGCCAGGGAUGAUGCUAUCCCUGCUCUGCUAACACAGCUAACUGAUGUGGUAGCAAACUUGGAGCAAGGAAUUGUGAAGGAGCAGCAGUGCACUCUGCUUAUUGAGCAGCAUGAAGCAGCUCAGGACUGGCUGAGGGAGCAGGUUAAAGGCCUGGGGCCCCCUCCUGCAGACAGACAUGGCCUUCGCAAUGCUGUCAACACACUAAAGGCUUUGCUGCAGACAGUUGACAGAGAGCAGAGAGAGAUGAUGGAGCUGGAAGCUGCCAAAGACUGUUUGUUGAGUCUCUGUACUCCUGGAGGACAGGAUGCUAUCACCCUGGAGGUCAGCCACCUCCAUGAGCUGUGUGCCAACUCUGAGCAGGAAGUGAGGGAGCGCCUGACAACCUGUAAAAGGCGGUUAGAGGAGAUGGACUGUGAGCUGGCCCAGAUUUCCCAGGGGCUGAAGGAGAGAGCGGCUGCCCUGCAGUGGGAGCUCCGCUCUCUGGAUCAGGCAUUUAGUUACAGUGAACCACAGAACAAUAUCGCUCAGCUUCAGCAGCACUGGCACAGCCUUCAGAACUGUGAGAACUCGCUACUGGAUUUGGGUGUCAAAGUUCAUGAUAUGUACCAAGAAGUAAAUUCAGCAACGUUUACCAACGAGUUACCUGCAGAUAUUGUCAGUUUGGUUGCAUCUUUAUGCCAGCAACAUGCCAGUCUGGAGUGUAGGCUAAGUGACCACCAGGGGGCCUGCUCAACAAACACAGCUCAUUAUUUGAAGGAUUGUAUCUCUGCAAUGCAGCAGUGGAGCCACAGCAACCCGUCAGACUCACCUUCUUCUGUGCAGGUGACUUUAGAGGAAGGUACAAAGCUGCAGCACAAUCUACACGAAGCACUUUCUCAUCAACAGUUUCUAACAGCCUGCCUGACAAUGGACUUGUUUGAGAAAUUCAAGAAAGAAUGCUUAGGGACACUCAGACAAGUAGAUGUUCACAAGACUUCACUAAGUCAGAUCUUGAAGGUAUUCAUAUCAUCAAAUUUUAUUUUUAAAUCAAUAUUAAGCAGGAUGAAGAACUACAUUUUGUGCUCUAUGAAGAUGACAGAAAAUGACAGCAUGGACAAUCAAAUUGUUGCAGAAGACAUCAGCCCAGAAGAUGAGAAGGUUUUCCAAGAUCAGGAUCAACAGGAAAAGGGAGUGGCCACAGUUGUUCUAGACAUAAGUGGACGAUUUAUGCCUGCAGUGGAUAGUCAUUCCAAUGAAGUAGAAACACGUGCCUUAGCUCAUGCUAAAGACUCUGAGGUUGACAUUUAUGCCAGUUCAAUAAUACUGAACAAAACUUCAGACACAGAGUUACAGAAAACUGAGCACAAAACCACAGAGGCUUCUCAGCAAACAGUUUUCCAAUCAUCAGAAAGAGACUUGGACACAGUUGCUGAAUUACAGCUCCCUUUGUCUUCUGACUCUACAGAUGUUUCCAGAUCUUUACAACCAGAGACUAUGGAUGUUGGGAGUGGUGGUUUGGAAAUUAAGGAAACAGGAAACAAGCUUGACAGAGCAAGAGUUUUCUCAACUCAACAAUCAGAUACACUAACUCCUGAUCAGGAGGAAUAUGAGUUCUUUACCAAAACAUCAACAAAAAGUCCCAUAGUUUCCCCAGAACCUUCUUACAAGGAGAAAAUAAUGGGCAUGAAAGUUUCUGACAGUCAACAAUCUGAAGCUGAUGAUGAGUUGACAUAUUUUAGAGAGCAGCAAGGACUUACUGCUUCAGUGAUAAAUGAACAAAGUCCAGACAAGAUUGAGUUAAAUUAUCUAAUCAAAUGUGAUGAAGCUGAAACUGAAAGUAAAAGUGAAGAAGCAACUUUAUCAGCACAGGAAGACAAAGGACACCUCGCUACUGCUGUAGUGGAACAGACUUCAUUAACCAACCAAGAAUCCGAAAGUCUUGAAGACUUUGAUGGAAUUAAGGCAUCCACAGAUAGAGAAGUACUCACAGCACAAACAGAAAAGGACAAUGCCAACAAUCAAACUGUUGUAGAGCAAUCCAGUGAAGUAGAUGACAAAACUGAAAUUCAAAUUCUUGAAGAUCAUGCUCUAAAAGAAAAGAAAAUGGACACAAUCAUUAUUGACACAAGUGAAGGAUUUAUAGAUGAAGCCAAUUUUCUUCCUGAUGAGGUAGGAACGUGUGCUUUAAGCUCUCAAGCUAAAGAACUCAUUUCAGCCAGUUCAGUAAUGCCAUAUCAGGAGUCUGAGCAUAGACCCAAAGAGGCUCCACAACAAACAGUUACCCAGUCUUCAGAAAGAGGCUUGGACACUGCUUCCAAAGUGCAGUUUUCUUCUUCCUCUGACCCUACAGAUGCACCAAAUAUAGCUGAUUACAUUGAGAAUUUAUGGAAAAAUACAGACGAAAUUGAAAAGAAAUAUUUGAUUCUCGAUGUGCCUGACAGAGCAAUCGGUCAGACAUUUGAUAUAGACCUAAAGCAACCUGACAAAGAGUCUGAAGGCAAACAUGAUUCCAACAGACUUUGCUCUUCUGUUUGUGCGAUUGCUAUGUCUCAAGAAGGAAGGGCCGGAUUGAUGGAAAUAAACUUCUCUGAGGAUGAAAAUGUGAAGCUGAGAGGAACUGGGAGUGAGCAACAAGAGUCUGAGCAGGGAACAUCACAGGGAAAAUCUAAAGAGCUUGAGGCAAGUGAUGUGCAUGAGGUCAAACAGAUCAGGGAAGAAAGAUCUGCUCAAAGGGAACCUUCAUGCAAUCUACCCCUGGAUAUUGCUACCACUCCUGAAGUCACUGAUAACACUUGUGUCACAGGAAAUGGGCCAAAUAAGGAGCCUGCAGAAGCAAAUAUCCAGGAAGGUAUUACCAAACAAAUUUCAUCUGAAGCCAAGCCUUCUGCUUCAGAAUCGGUCUCGGAUCACAAAACAGAAUUUGUAGAAAUAUGUUUUUAUGAGCAAGACCAAAUACAUCAGAUUGAGACGAAAAUGGCGAACAAGUACAGUAUUCCCGAUGAACAUUCCACUCUUCUAACACAUAUGGGUGAUCCAAAAUCUGUCACCUUGGAGAAAUCUCCAAUGCUGACUGAAGUGUGUGAGCUAGAUAUACAAAGGGGUCCAGAAGACAGUGAAACCACCUCUAUCCAAGAAGAAAAAGAGAUCCUCAUAGAUAUUGUUCAAACUCAUAACCAGUCUGAAAAAAAUGUAGCUGAUAUUAUCCCAGAUGAAGCUGCAACUGAAAUGAAUGAGAUAAAAAUGCAAGAGAGUGGUACCCAAUUUCUAGGUAAUGUUGCUCAAAGUGACUCUGUUCAACUCAGUUUUCUUGGUUAUGAGUCAAUACAACCACAUGAGACAAGAGUCAUUGAAAUAAGCUUAAAAAACAUAGGUCCAAGAGAACAUAAGACAAGGAUGGAGCUUUUGAAAACAGAACAAGAAAAACCUGGGCUGGAUGAAGAACAUAGUGACAUGAAAGACCAUCCUGAAAUGUCAGCAGAAACACCUGAUGAUUUUUCUAAGAGCCUUGGUGAACAGUCAGAAGAGGGACAGAAAACUCCCAUGGAACCUGAAGAACAAGUAGCAACACAAGCUAGUGCUACGGAGCAUAAAAACAUGUUUGCCAAAGUAGAAGAGCCAGCAAUAGAUACCACAGGAGCAGACUCACAACAAACUGACUCCAUGUGGAAAGAGAUUGUGUCUCAAAGUGACUCCAAUCAACAUAUAUUGUCAACAUUACCAUCAUGUGAUGCUGACACGGUACUUGAAGACAGAAGUGCAACUGAGGAGGAUCAUCUCAUACCACAAGCAGCUAUUAGGCAAGACAUCUCGGAAACAAUACAGGAAAGACCUGGAGAUUUGCCCAAAAAUCUGAAUGAGAAGGCUGUUUCAGAGAAAGGAACCCAGUUAUUGAUUUUGCAACCAGAUAUUCAGGUGCAACAGACCACUUCAUCAGUUAUAAUAGCAGAGGUGCCACAGACUGAUUCGAAUGAAACAAGUAUACAGGGCCAAAUAGUGACAGAGCAGCAAGAGCCGCUUUCUUUGGAUAUUUACCCAUUUACAAUGCUAGAAGUAACUGUAAAACAACAGGGUCAGCAAGAAUCUGUUGAAGCAGGGCCAUCUGAAAAAGGUUGUAAGGAAAGAAGGCAAGAUGAUACGCUAGAAUCCUACAAAUGCACAUUAUCUGAAGUAGAAAAGGAUCCCAGUGUUACAGACCAGCCAUCUAAACCAUCAAUACGUGACACAAAUGUUGCACCAGAGACGUUUUAUAAGACGUUUGUUGAAAAUAGGGAGAUCCUUGUUAACCCCUUUGAGUUCCAAACUGUAGACACUGAAAAGCAGCCAGGUAUGGAAACAAGUAUGAAGUCUUGCACAGUAAAGGAAAGUCAAGAUUCAACAGUAGCAAAGGUUCAGCCUGACGGGUCAGCAGUAGGGUGGAAUAAAGAAGCUGUUAAAGAAACCGUUACCACAUUCCUUUCUGAAUCCAGUUUGGUCCAUAUGGUCCGAACGGAUAAACACUCAACAGAUGCAAAAGAGAAGAUUGAUGGACAAGUGAGAGAGACUGAAGAAAGGACAGUCAGUGCGGAGCUGCCACUCGAAACUACUGCUGAUGAAGUAAAGCUUCAGAAUGUGAACUUGCCAAAGGUUGGUUCAAGUACUGAGAAGAUGCUGACUGAAUCACUUCAGAUGGUUGAGAAAUCAUCGUCUGAUGUUGCCCCAGGAGCUGUAACCCAUUUGCAAGAACUGUCAGCUCAGGAACAUGAAACACAGCAUACUGAGAAACUGGAUCAGAAAAAAUCAGAAAGAACCACCAUAGAUAACAUUUUCACAGAGAUACUCUCAGGGUCAAGAAUCAUCAGUCAGCUUAUUGAGGUUAAACUACAGAACAAUGUCCCAGAGGAUCUGAUCGGACCCACCAGUGAUUGGGAUCUUCAGCUGAGCAGACUAACUUCUCAUGUCCUUUGCAUUAAGAAUAGUCCCACUGAGCUUAACCUGAAAAUAAUGGCCCAGCGGGUGGAGGAGGUCCAGCAAGUUUUAGAGUAUGCACAGCUUCAGAUAUCCUUGCUCCCUCAGCUGAGAGAAGCCGAUGCUGAGAAAAGGGGUGUUCUGGAAGACCUAGAGAACCAGUGGGGCACUUUGGCACAAGAAGCAGCUGCUGUUAUCCGGAUUAAAGAGGCCCAGUUGCAGCUUGUUGCUGUUUACUGCAGGCACAAGGAAACAGCAAAAAUGGUGAUGGAUCAGCUCAUUGCAGAACAUGAUGCCAUGAAAAUGUCCCCACAGGAGAGCUGUUACAAGGAGGCAGAGCGACUGCGUUGCUUCCAGAGACGUAUGGAGGAGAACCGAGUAAUACUUGGGGAGCUGCUCAUGACACAUGCAAAGAUUUGUCCCCACCUCAGUCGAUCGCAGCAGGAAACUGCACAGAUUGAGCAAAACAACCUUCUAGAAAUGUGGAGGGUUUUGGAAAGGACAGUUGAAAGCACCCUUCAUCACACAAAUGUCCAUUCUCACCACAUCAACACUCAUCUAACAGAUCUGUCUAGUCUGCAGGAACGCAUGGAUCCAAUCUGGAAAGACCUUGAGGCCAAGACUUCCUUUACUACUCAGUGGAGUUGCAAGGAGGCGCAACACCUGAUGGAAGCAAACGCUGAAAUUAAAGCAGUUAAACAGCAAUACCUCCAUUUACAGCAGCUGUCGGAAGAUUUACUUCACAGUUUACAAUGGACGAGAGAAUCAGAGAAUAUAAGCAACAGGCUUCAGGAGAUAAAAAACAAGCUUUGCCUCACAGAAGAACUGUUGUCAUCUCAAACAAAAGACAGCAGCAACCCCAUCAUGGGGAAAAUGAUUGCAGUGAUGAGAGAUGGCCUUGCAUGGGCCAAACAAACAGAGAGUGACAUUGAGGGCAGGAGGAAAUGGCUGCCUCUUCUUCCAGAAGAGGUUCACCGGCAGCUCAGAGAUCUAAAGAAGCUGCAGUCUGAAGUGAUGGCCAAACAGAGCCAGCUGGAGUCACUUGUCGAGGAGGUGACAGAGCUGCUUCCACAGCUGGACCAGGCUCAGGAGGUGCCAAUUGUGAACACUUCUCUAGAACGCCUUGAAGAACUCUCAAAGUCCACCACUGACAAGCUGUCCAAAGCUAUAAAUGAGGUAGAGUCUGGACUCCAGACAAGAGAAAAGCUAUCUGAGCAGAUCUCUGACCUAGACUCUUGGAUUGUAGUUUACCUACAGUCAGAGGUCUCAAGGAGUACAAACAGUGAAUCUAUGAGCCAAAGUGAUUUGGAUCGUAGAAUUCGCCAGGUCCAAGAACACCUGGCUGAGGCUGAAAGACAGGCAGCAAUCUGCGAGGCUCUUUCAAUGAAGAGUAAAGAUAUUGCAGUGGAACUUGGUGCAACAGACAACUGUCAGCUUUUUGACACGAUCAGGAAACUCCAGGAAGAUAUCAGAACCAUAAUCAGGCAUGAGAAGGCCCAAAAAGAGGAGCUGGAUCAACUCAUCAAGGCUGUAGAAUCAAGAAGGAACACCUUAGACAGUAUUGAAAAAAGCCUGAGGCAAAUGUUAGUCGACAUGAGCAGACUGAGGUUCCCGAUUCCAAAGGAGUCCCUGCAAGUCUUUAAAUCUCUAAAAUGCCUCCUUUUGGAACACAAGUCCCAGGUUGAUCUUCUGAUACCAUGGACUCCUCAAGAGAAGUUGAAGGCAAUUUUUGAUUCCAUUUCUGAACUUCAGUACAAAAUUGCAUCGUUUGAAAUUAAAUCCAGGGACCAUGAGAAUUACCUGAACAUAAAGCAGCGCUUGGAGACUCUGAAGGAGAACAUUCAGCAGCAGGUUCAUCUCACCAAAGAGGACAGCAUGGACCUGGUAGAGAAGUACAAAAUGUGCCACACUCUCUUCCUCCAGUUUUCUCUAAUAAAAGGAUUGGGUAAACAGGCUUGCUCCCAUCUUGAGCUGAUCUCUGCAGACCUGUAUCCCUCACAACUGACUGCUGAGCAACAGUGGCUUAAACAAAAUGAAGACAGCCUUGACACUUGGGAAAUCACUCUCUGCAACAAUCUCAGUCUCAUUGAACUGAACGUGCUGAAAGAACAAGAGCUUGAAUCAGUGAGGAACUCCACUCAGGAAUUUCUCUCAAGGACCCUAAGCGAGCUUCAGAAUCCCCCACUGUUGGAGCCUAAGCAAGUUAUAAUUGACAUGGAAUACCAGAGACUUGUGUCUUUAAAAAAGGCAGCAGAGUUACAAAUGAGAGCGCUUCAGGUGUUAGAGCAAAAGAAGGGAAGCAAACAAAGAAGACAAUUCAAUGAGUUGAUGGGCCUGAAGAGUGCCGUCCUGAGUGAAUGUGACUCAAAAAUGGAGGAUGUCUUAAAAGCAGGGCAGUGCUUGAGAAGCUACACCCUCGCUGUCAAUAAAGCUGUCCAGUUUUUGCAGGACAUCGAGGUCUCUUUGCUGCCUCUCCAGGGUUCUAUUGGACCAUGUUGUGAAAGACUAGAAGAGACCCAACAGGCUUUGGCGUCUCUUCAGCAUCAGUUUCAAACCUACAUCGAGAAUCUUCAAAACCAGACUCUCUUGCAGACUUACUUGUCUUCACAGAAGGUGGAACAGCUCCAGGAAAUGAUUCUGAGCCAGCUCCUAGUUCGGAUGUCAACACUCCUGGCCAAAGGACACAUACGACUGGAAAACCUCUGCAGGUGUGCAGAGCAGCACAAAAACUACAACAAGUUUCAAGAUGAAGUCCUCGAAAGCGUUGCUCGUUCAGCAGACAAACUCCUGCAGCAAAUCUCUCAGAAGGUCACUUGCCUUGAUGACUGCACUGACGAACAAGAAAGACUCACCGAGCUGUCUGAGCAGAUGAAGUCCAUCCUAAAGCAUCUGGAGAACAUGAUGGAGUGGUGCUCAGAAACGAGUUGUCGUGGAGGUCGGGAGGCAACUGUGGCCACCAUUUGGAGGCGGGUGUCAAGAUUACGUAGCUGCAUGCACAAGCUGACAGCUCGCAGUAAACGGAGAAUCACGGAGUGGCUUGACAUUACAAACAGUGUGGAAAAAGCCUCAGCUGUUUUGGAGAAGCUAGAGGCACAGCUUCCUGAUGCGUCUGUGAAGAAGGUCUCCACUGAGGAGCUUCAGGAGCUGCUGCAGUCUUGGGAACAAUACCAGGACGGGCUGGAUUGUGAACAUCGAGCCCUGUCCGCACUGGAGCUGCGCACAGCAAGGCUGCUGGGUGUCCCCGCCCACCUGGAGCAGGCUCCACCCAUUCCACUCUGUCAGCGCCUGCAGUUAAUGCAGGGCCGAUACAACAGUGUGGGGAUCAAGAGCAGGGAGGGCUUACUUAUUGCCAGACUGGAGCUGGAGGAGAGAGAAAAGAUCCGAGAGGAGCUGCAGGCUAUCCUUUUUUGGCUGGAGGCUUCAGAGAGUGUGUUGUCAAAGAUGGAGCAGAGCAGCAGCACACAGGAGCUACAGGAGAUGUACAGCCAACUGUGCGCCCACAAGGCUUUAUUGCAGCACAUUCUUGAGAGCCUUAGAGUGAAAUAUGCUGUGGUCCCUGCUGAGAUUGACAGCCAACUGCAGGAAGUCACAAAGUCACUGCACUACGUGGACACAAAGGUGGCAGAGGCAGUGGAGAGGAGUGGUCCUGUCCACAGACUGGGAACAAAGCUGUCAGAUGUCCAAGUUGGCCUGAGAUCAGUUCAGAACAGAAUGAAGGAGAGGAGCCCCACUGUGAUUGAAGCAAAGAUCACACAGAAGCGUGUAUGGGAUGAGCUGGACGUUUGGCACUCCCGACUGGCAGCUCUAGAAGUGGAGAUGCAGGACUUGGAGAAGCCAGAUGAUGUGCUGAUCCUCACAGAGAAGCUAGUGGAGGUCCAGCAGCUUCACUCCCAAGUGGCCAAACAGGCAGAACAGAGGACGACUCUACUCAGCAAGAUACACAUGUGGCUUCAAGAGCAUCAAGAGAUGAUCAAGAGUUCUAAGAGCUGGAUGACUGAGGCCCAGUCAUGGCUUGCUGCUCCUUGCACAUACAACACAGCUAAAUGUCUGAGCAGCCACGUUCAUGCUCUGCAGACUGUGUUAGGUGAUGCAUCCCAGAUCCGAUCGACGCUGCAGAACUUCAGCUCAGUCUUGAGGGAAAUGGCGCAGGUUUGUGAUGUCACCGCUCUCCAGGACCAGCUAUCUGACGCAGAUCACCAAGUGGCAGAAGUUCAAGACAGCUUCACAGCUCCUCUCUCUCAGCUAGAGCACGCCGCUGCUGAGGUGGAGGCCAUAGAGAGCGAAGUACGGCGAAUGGAGAAUGAUAUAGCUGAGAUUAAGACCCUGCUCUCAUCCCCGGAGACUUUUCCCAGCCCCAAAGAGGAUAACCUCAAAAUGAUUGAACAGAAGAUCCAGUCAAUGAGAAGGACAGUAGCUGAGAUCCAGAAAUGUAAACCAGGUCUCUGUCUCCCUGAGAAGGCUGAGGAGACACUGACUGUCUUUAAUGUGGUAGAACAGCUCCAAACUCUGCUGCUGGACCUGGAGAAGAAGGUCCCAGCCCUGUUCAUUCAGCAGCCAUCAACUCAGAGUCAAGCCAAAGUGACACCCAGACUCCAAAGAUCCACAUCUGAGAAUGAGGAGCAGGGCCAAAUUACAGUUGUUCAUUUUGAGGAGGACAUCCUGAAGAGAUCUGGAGGCACUCUGCAGACUGUGAAGCAGUCCUCUCCUGAACAGAGAGAGUCCAGCAGGCCUGACAGCAUCCCGCAGCAGGAGCGUCAUGGUGAGCUCCCGGCUGAAGAAGCUACAGAGAAUAAAGGCAGUGAAGCGCUGAGGGCGGAAGAUGAUGGAAGAAGUGUGUUUUGGUGGCUCUGGGAAUCUUUCCUGGGAGUUUCACCUAAGGAACCAGAGGAUGUCUCAGAAGAGAGUGAAGUGGAAACUGGCCAAGGUGCUGAUCAGACUGCAGAGGAUGGAAAGGAUGUUGAGAGCUCCACUGACAACACAGAAGCAAGUUCAUCUGAAGCUUUAUCAAAACCUCUGGGCACAGUCAGAACCCAGUCCCUGUCUGAGAGCAUGGUAAACACAGCCUCGGCCGUGAACGUCUCCAAGACAGACUCUAGCUCCCAGCAGAGAUGUGUAGUUUCCUAGAUCUAGAACGUUAUAAAAUCUGACUAUGAUUUUUCUACUCAAUGUCUCAACAUUGUUCCUGAGAGUCAGUUUAAAUUACACUAGAGCAUUAGAAUUGUCAUUUCCUUUCUGAAACCAGCUCUAAAGCUUCCAACAUUUUGUUAGAAACUAAGUCUUAGAUAAAACUGUCAACAGUUGUGUAAAUUCUGCAUUUAAUGUGUAGUCUAGAAUCAGCCAUAAAACUGUAUCUCAGUUUUUAUAAGGAUGUCUGGUGCUGUUUCUUUGUCAAAUUACAGUUAGACUGUUGAACUGUUCUAGAGUCAAUGUUUUGCCAAGUCUCUCAAUCUAAUUUAGUCUGAAUCUAGAAAACUUGCCUCUCCUACACAAGAAAUCCUGCUCCAAGUAGUAGUCAGGAAAGGAUCUCUUUCCUUAAUCAUUUCUGGAAACCUUCUCUACAUUUUUAAACAUUGUUCUACAGGUCCUUCUCAAAAUAUUAGCAUAUUGUGAUAAAGUUCAUUAUUUUCCAUAAUGUCAUGAUGAAAAUUUAACAUUCAUAUAUUUUUAGAU